GAGAGGUUGUAGAGAGUAAACAAAGCGCCAGUGUCAACACAGUCAGUCUACUAUUAUAUUGACCUCUACUGACAUUACCUGACCUCAAAUACGAUGUCAGCAUCUCAACAGAAGAAUUAUGUUUACAUUGCUUACAAGUGAUAUAAGUGGCAGAAAUAGUGUAAGCAAUGUUGAUCAUAUGAUGAUGAAUAUAUUGUGAAUAUCUUCACUUGUAUCAUGCAGAUCACAUCAUUAUUCUGACUCUUACAUCCACACUCAACAUCUGCCGGAUAUAAGUUCACUUAUCAAAAUAGUAUUAUUCUUAUAGUGAUAUAAUACUGUACGUGUAUUAUCGUUAUCCAUUACACUAAAGUUUAUUACCUUUGUAAAGUUAAUUAGCUUAUUAUAUAAAUUUUUAUUUAGCUGAUUGAUUAUAAGACCAGAGUAUUCAGUCUUAAAGUUAGGAUUUAUCCUCUACUAAUAUUUAAUUAUAUAACUUAAAAAAUCUUAUCUUUUAAACCACUAUGUUGAAGUAAUAACAUAUUCAAUUGUCUGUGUUAUGUAGCCAAUGUUGCUGAUUUUAAUACAUGGCAAAUUUUUUUCUUAACUGUGUCCAGGAUAUUACAUUAUCUGUAUUAUUUUAUUACCAGUAUUGACCGUGUCCAGGAUAUUAUAUUAUAUGUAUCACUUUAUUACCAAUAUUGACUGUGUCCAGGAUAUUAUAUUACAUCAUCUGUAUUAUUUACUUCAGAUAUAUAAUUUUCACACAGUCUGAGAGAUUAAUUCAUUACUUAUUAAUGACUUGAAGAAUAUUUUUUAUUCAUAUAUUCUGAAUGUAUUUCAGUAUUGCCUUUUACUGUCAUUAUCAUAAUAUAUGUUUGUCUGCCUCCAUAAUAUUUAAUUUUUAAAUGUGUACACUCAUGUUGAUGUUGUGUGCUAUUGUUAAUGUGUACACUUAUGUUGAUGUUGUGUGCUCUUGUUAAUGUGUACACUUAUGUUGAUGUUGUGUGCUAUUGUUAAUGUGUACACUUAUGUUGAUGUUGUGUGCUAUUGUUAAUGUGUACACUUAUGUUGAUGUUGUGUGCUAUUGUUAAUGUGUACACUUAUGUUGAUGUUGUGUGCUCUUGUUAAUCAUAAUAGAAACUGUAUUGAAACAAUAUUUUGAUAAUUGUUUACAUUGUUUAGACAAGAAAGAUCAAAAAUCUUAAUUCUAAUUUAUAAAUCAUUUCAUUGAAUUAUUAAUGGGCAUGUAGCAGUACAUUGUUCUUGAUGUAAUUUGAACUUGCAUCAAGUGUGCACACACACAAGCACCUUCGAGGCUCUCAUGCUAAAUGUAAGUCAGGAAUUUAUUUUAUUUAAAGACUCAGUGAAUUAUAUAUUUUUUAAUUUAUUUUUAAUUUAUUUUUACUUUUAAAUUUAUUUAUGAACACAUUUUCUACAAUAAUGAGAGACUUGUGUUGUCAGUGUGUCUCAGUGACCUUUGUCACAAAUAUUCUUUUAAUAUUUAAAUUUCAAAAUACAUGUAAUAUGUGAGGUCAUUAAGCAGGAAUGCAAUAUCAGUAUUAACCCUUUUACUGUCUCCAUGUAGAUCUAUAUCAUUGAUGCCAGUGUCACAUAGAUCUGUAUCAUUGAUGCCAGUGUUACAUAGAUCUGUGUUAUUGAUGCCAGUGUCACAUAGGUCUAUCAUUGAUGCUAGUGUCAAUAGAUCUAUAUCACUGAUGUCAGUGUCAUAUAAAUCUACACAUUAAUGACAGCACCCUCAAAUUUACUGUUUGUGGUAAAUUUUAGCCUAAACAUGAAAGAAAGAGUCUGGAUAGUGAGUGUGCACAGUAAAAAAAAUCUUGGCUCAUGCAGUGCCUGCUGCAGAAAAGCAAAUCUCUCUCUGACCUCAUGUUUGGUUUAAAAUAGCGACUCUUCUUCUUUCAACAAACCUGCCAUGUCCCACUGAGGUAGGGUGGCCCAAAAAGAAAAACAAAAGUUUCUCUUUUUUAAAUUUAGUAAUUUAUACAGGAGGAGUUACUAACCCCCUGCUCUUGGCACUUUAGUUGCCUUUUACAACACAUGGCUUACGAAUGAAGAAUUCGUGUCCACUUCCCCAUGGAGUUAAAAUAGCAACAUUGUGUUGAAUUUAUAGGGUUGGUUUUUUUUUGGCUGUUUCCUGGUGUCAGUUGACAGAUUGGAAGGCUUACUGCUGAAAAGGUGAUGAUUUUGGUUGGUUUCAGACUUGAAGUAGUUAGAGCUCAAAGUGGCAAAAUUAUUUGCUUUUUAUCAAUUUUCUUAAGGAAGGGUAGGACCCUCCCUAGCCCCCCAACGUUUUUUGUAGGUUUUACUAAAUCUGCUUAAAUUAAUGGGAUAGUUAUAUUUUAGUAAUAAGAGAAAUAUGAUGUUAUAUAGGAGAAGCCUGGAGAUGUAAUUAAUGAACUGAGUCAAGGUGGUUUUUAGUGGCUGGAAUGUCUGCAGUGUUCUUCAACAUCAUCACUAACCUGUUCUUCUAAAUUAUUAUUGUCUAUCCACCAUCAUCACUAGUCUAUUCUCAGCUAUCAUAAUACUGUCUACCAUUUUCAACUUCACUUCAUUCUCAACAUCAUUGAACUUUCCUCACCUGGCAGUAAAACUCGACUGCCUAGUAUAAUCACGGCAUAACCGUCAUCCUCACCUGGCAGUAAAACUCGACUGCCUAGUAUAAUCACGGCAUAACCGUCAUCCUCACCUGGCAGUAAAACUCGACUGCCUAGUAUAAUCACGGCAUAACCGUCACUAUUGUAAUAUCUGUGUUUUAGAGGAAGUCUCUUUCGACUUGGAGAGUCUGUGACACAACAUGGAGACUUGAUGAUGAUUGUUAUCUCCAGACUUUGACUGCAGAGUUGUUAUUUCUGGUUUUGCUAGUAAUUUCUCCUUAAUAGAUCCAACUGCUUGGGGGAGUUACCAAAUCUUUGUUUUGUAUUCUGUUUUUGUUAGAAUUUUUUGAAUUGGUAAAAUUAGUCAUAUUACCUUUUGAUAGUUGAAUGGUUGGUUUCCUAUGGUCAGUUGAUAGAAGAGAAAAUAUAUUGGCUAGGAGUUGGAUCAACUUAACUAUUUGUAAAGGCUAAAAGAGGAUGUAAAAUUUCCCAUCAUUUGUUGCAUUUGUGUUGUCAUUACCUUCAAAAAGGAUUUUUCACCAUUUGAAAGAGUGUGACACUAUCAGCAGUUUAAAUUUUGGAAGUCAACAAUGAAAGUGUUAAAUACCUAAAUGAUUUUCCAGAAAAACAGGAAGAUGCAGUACAUUCGAGUUCCUUCAAGGAAACUAACAUAUCAGUGUUCUGAAUGUUUAAGAGACUUUUCAUGUAAAUCACAUCUAAUAGAACACAUGAGAGUUCAUUCACAAGAAAAACCAUAUCAGUGUUCUGAAUGUCUAAAAGAUUUUUCACGUAAAUCAAAUUUAAUAGAACACAUGAGAAUUCAUUCAGAAGAAAAACCAUAUCAGUGUUCUGAAUGUCUAAAACACUUUUCACGGAGAUCAACCCUAAUUCGCCAUAUGAGAGUUCAUUCACAAGAAAAACCAUAUCAGUGUUCUGAAUGUCUAAAAGAUUUUUCACGUAAAUCACACCUAAUAGAACACAUGAGAGUUCAUUCAAAAGAAAAACCAUAUCAGUGUUCUGAAUGUCUAAAAGAUUUUUCACGUAAAUCAAAUCUAAUAGAACACAUGAGAGUUCAUUCACAAGAAAAACCAUAUCACUGUUCUCAAUGUCUAAAACACUUUUCACGGAGAUCAUACCUGAUACAACACAUGAGUGUUCAUUCACAAGAAAAACCACAUCAGUGUUCUCAGUGUCUAAAACACUUUUCACGGAGUUCGUCCCUAAUUCAACACAUGAGUUUUCAUUCACAGGAAAAACCAUACAAGUGUUCUGAAUGUCUAAAGGACUUUUCACAGAGAUCAUACCUAAUACAACACAUGAGAGUUCAUUCAAAAGAAAAGCCCUAUCAGUGUUGUGAAUGUCUUAAAGAUUUUUCAUGUAAAUCACAUCUAAUAGAACACAUGAGAGUUCAUUCACAAGAAAAACCAUAUCAGUGUUCUGAAUGUCUAAAACACUUUUCACGGAGAUCAACCCUAAUACAACACAUGAAAGUUCAUUCACAAGAAAAACUGUACAAGUGUUCUGAAUGUCUAAAAGAGUUUUCUAAAAAAAUUCAACUUCUACAACACUUGAAGUUCACUCAUUAGAGAAUUCCUGCCUUGAUGCCGGUAAAGGGCUCUUAAUCCAAGAAAUUAAAGUCACUUCUUGCCAUCUUUGGAUCAGAUAUAAUUACCAUUCAUCCUUCACAUUUUCCAGGUGCUGUAUGACCCAUACUGGUUUAUCACUUGUUCUUGAAUGUAAUAGUAAUGGGUUUCCAAAUGCUCUCUCUUUUGUCCCCUAAAGUUGAUAAGUGGAUGUGAGGUUGGUAUCAUGGAUUCCUGGUUUACCAGCAUGAAGGGUAGGGUAUGGCGUGCUUUCCAUGCCGCAUCUGCACUACUUGCGGUGCUGAGAUCAUCUUGGGUGCAAAGGGAGAUUUAAGGCCCUUUCAUUCCUCCUAGGAGCUAUUCCUCCACAUUUCCCCCCUUGUUUUAUUCUUUUUUUUUCUUUCCUUUUUCUUUUUUUUUUUUUUCUACAAAACAACAAGAAAGGAGUGACCUAACCAUGGAAUUCCCAGUCCAUGAACCUGCUCCCUCGGCGCUUUCCUGAUAUUGCACCCUGUUCUGACCCUGAGGAAGUAGACCUGUCGGUCUACUUCCUCAGACCGAACCUAAUUACCCCCCAAUCCCCCGUUCCCUAUCCCAUCCUCCCCUUUUUCCUUUCCUCCUCCUCCUCCCCACCCCUCCCUUUUGCCCUUCCUUUUUGGCCUUUUUUUUUUUUUACCCACAGGCACGCUAGUUCCUAGGUAGGGUAAUGGGUACCGGGGUCCAUCCCAUUCCAUUGAGGUUCUUGGCGGUGGCGUAGUUUGCUGUGGAAUCUGGAUUGCCUGGGGAUGUCCUGAUCCCUCUCCGGUAUCCCGGAGGGUGGCUUUGGGUGUCUCUCGGGCGACGGGUGUAUCUCUGGAAGCCACCUUUCGGAUUCCGGGGGUGGUGGCCGAAGGAGGUAUGCUUUGUGGUGGAUUUCCGGCCGCCCUCUCUUUUGUCCACCGAGGUAGCUCGGCAGAUGUGAGGUUGCUAUCCCGGAUUGCCGGUUUACUGGCAUGAUGGGUAGGGUAUGGCAUGGGUUCCAUGCUGCAUCUGCGCUACUUGCGGUGCUGAGGUCCUCUUGGGCGCGGAGGGAGAUUUCUGGCCCUUUCAUUCCUCCUAGGAACUAUCCCUCCCCGG
Molecule: messenger RNA, 5296 nt
Organism: Cherax quadricarinatus
Lineage: Eukaryota; Metazoa; Arthropoda; Malacostraca; Decapoda; Parastacidae
Product: zinc finger protein 132
Biological process (GO): regulation of transcription by RNA polymerase II
Cellular component (GO): nucleus
Molecular function (GO): RNA polymerase II cis-regulatory region sequence-specific DNA binding; DNA-binding transcription factor activity, RNA polymerase II-specific
Source: RefSeq, a predicted model, not a curated record